Messenger RNA from Parnassius apollo (apollo), 1311 nucleotides. Lineage: Eukaryota; Metazoa; Arthropoda; Insecta; Lepidoptera; Papilionidae. The record is from the annotation of a GenBank genome assembly.
AUGCUUGCAGACUGGCUCACCGUGGUUGUGGUGCAGAUGGUUGCAGACUGGCUCACUGUGAUCGUGGUGCAGAUGGUUGCAGACUGGCUCACCGUGGUUGUGGUGCAGAUAGUUGCGGACUGGCUCACUGUGAUCGUGGUGCAGAUGGUUGCGAACUGGCUCACUGUGAUCGUGUUGCAGAUGGUUGCAGACUGGCUCACCGUGGUUGUGGUGCAGAUAGUUGCGGACUGGCUCACAGUGGUUGUGGCGCAGAUAGUUGCGGACUGGUUCACCGUGGUCGUGGUGCAGAUGGUUGCGGACUGGCUCACUGUGUUCGUGGUGCAGAUACUUGCGGACUGGCUCACCGUGGUUGUGGUGCAGAUAGUUGCGGACUGGCUCACUGUGAUCGUGGUGCAGAUGGUUGCAGACUGGCUCACUGUGAUCGUGUUGCAGAUGGUUGCAGACUGGCUCACCGUGGUUGUGGUGCAGAUAGUAGCGGACUGGCUCACUGUGAUCGUGUUGCAGAUGGUUGCAGACUGGCUCACUGUGGUUGUGGUGCAGAUAGUUGCGGACUGGCUCACUGUGAUCGUGGUGCAGAUGGUUGCAGACUGGCUCACUGUGAUUGUGUUGCAGAUGGUUGCAGACUGGCUCACCGUGGUUGUGGUGCAGAUAGUUGCGGACUGGCUCACCGUGGUUGUGGCGCAGAUAGUUGCGGACUGGUUCACCGUGGUCGUGGUGCAGAUGGUUGCGGACUGGCUCACUGUGUUCGUGGUGCAGAUACUUGCGGACUGGCUCACCGUGGUUGUGGUGCAGAUAGUUGCGGACUGGCUCACUGUGAUCGUGGUGCAGAUGGUUGCAGACUGGCUCACUGUGAUCGUGUUGCAGAUGGUUGCAGACUGGCUCACCGUGGUUGUGGUGCAGAUAGUUGCGGACUGGCUCACUGUGAUCGUGGUGCAGAUGGUUGCAGACUGGCUCACCGUGGUUGUGGUGCAGAUAGUUGCGGACUGGCUCACUGUGAUUGUGGUGCAGAUGGUUGCAGACUGGCUCACUGUGAUCGUGUUGCAGAUGGUUGCAGACUGGCUCACCGGGGUUGUGGUGCAGAUAGUUGCGGACUGGCUCACUGUGUUCGUGGUGCAGAUGGUUGCAGACUGGCUCACCGUGGUUGUGGUGCAGAUAGUUGCGGACUGGCUCACUGUGAUCUUGGUGCAGAUGGUUGCAGACUGGCUCACCGUGGUUGUGGUGCAGAUAAUUGCGGACUGGCUCACUGUGAUCGUGGUGCAGAUGGUUGCAGACUGGCUCACUGUGAUCGUGGUGCAGAUGGUUGCAGACUGA